This is a messenger RNA of Vicugna pacos (alpaca), 3065 nucleotides long. Lineage: Eukaryota; Metazoa; Chordata; Mammalia; Artiodactyla; Camelidae. The record is from RefSeq and is a predicted model, not a curated record.
UUGUUGUUUAUCUGAAAUUCACAUUUAACAGGGCAUCCUGAAUUUGAUCUGGCAACCCUAUCUUCCCAGAGCCCCCAUCUGUCCCUGUGCCUCCAGUGCUCCACCCCGCCUCUAAUCCUCCCUGGGAGCAGAGCACUGAGUGGGCAGAAUCUGCUCCCUUCCCUGGUCUGCACACAUCACCAGGGGCCACAGGGCAAGUGGACUCUCCCGAUGGCCUGCCCAGGACGUCUCCUGCAGGGCCUGACUGAAGAUGAGGACGUGCAAGCCAUGCUGCGGGGCUCCCGGCUCUGCAAGAUCCGCUCGAGAACGUGGCAAAAGGAGAGGCUGUACCGGCUGCAGGAGGAUGGCCUGAGCGUGUGGUUUCAGCGGCGCAUCCCGCGCGCACCAUCGCAACACAUCUUCUUCGUGCAGCACAUCGAGGCCGUCCGCGAGGGCCACCAGUCCGAGGGCCUUCGGCGCUUCGGGGGUGCCUUCGAGCCAGCGCGCUGCCUCACCAUCGCCUUCAAGGGGAGCCGCAAGAACUUGGACCUAGCAGCGCCGACGGCGGAGGAGGCCCAGCGCUGGGUGCGCGGGCUGGCCAAGCUGCGCAUGCGCCUUGAGGCCAUGAGCCAGCGCGAGCGCCUCGACCACUGGAUCCACUCCUAUCUGCACCGGGCAGACUCCAACCAGGACAGUAAGAUGAGCUUCAAGGAGAUCAAGAGCCUGCUCCGAAUGGUCAACGUGGACAUGAAUGACAUGUACGCCUACCGCCUCUUCAAGGAGUGUGACCACUCCAACAACGAGCGACUGGAGGGGACUGAGAUCGAGGAGUUUCUUCGGCGGCUGCUGAAACGCCCGGAGUUGGAGGACAUCUUCUAUCGGUACUCGGGCGAGGACCGUGUGCUUAGCGCCCCUGAGCUGCUGGAGUUCCUGGAGGACCAGGGUGAGGAUGGUGCCACGCUGGCCCGUGCCCAACAGCUCAUCCACACCUAUGAGCUCAACGAGACAGCCAAGCAACACGAGCUGAUGACACUGGAUGGCUUCAUGAUGUACCUGUUGUCACCUGAGGGGGCUGCCUUGGACCCGGCCCACACGUGCGUGUUCCAGGACAUGGACCAGCCCCUCGCCCACUACUUCAUCUCCUCCUCUCACAAUACCUAUCUGACUGACUCUCAGAUUGGGGGGCCCAGCAGCACUGAGGCCUACGUUAGGGCCUUUGCCCAGGGAUGCCGCUGUGUGGAACUGGACUGCUGGGAGGGGCCAGGAGGGGAGCCGGUCAUCUACCAUGGCCACACCCUCACCUCCAAGAUCCUCUUCCGAGAUGUGAUCCAGGCAGUGCGUGACCACGCCUUCAUGCUGUCCCCAUACCCCGUCAUCCUGUCCCUUGAGAACCACUGUGGGCUGGAGCAGCAGGCUGCCAUGGCCCGCCACCUCCGCACCAUCCUGGGGGACAUGCUGGUGACGCAGGUGCUGGACUCCCACAACCCUGAAGAGCUGCCGUCCCCAGAGCAGCUGAAAGGCCGGGUCCUGGUGAAAGGGAAGAAGCUGCCAGCUGCUCGGGAAGAGGAUGGUGGAAUUCUAUCAGACCGGGAGGAGGAGGAGGAGGAGGAGGAAGAGGAGGCGGGGGCCGCAGAGCAGAGGCGGCGGGCCAAGCAGAUCUCCCCGGAGCUGUCUGCCCUGGCAGUGUACUGCUGUGCCACCCGCCUGCGGACCCUGCGCCCGGCCCCGACCCCGCCCCAGCCCUGCCAGGUCAGCUCCCUCAGCGAGCGCAAGGCCAAGAAGCUCAUCCGAGAGGCAGGGAACAGCUUCGUCAGGCACAAUGCCCAACAACUGACCCGAGUCUACCCGCUGGGGCUGCGGAUGAACUCUGCCAACUACAGCCCCCAGGAGAUGUGGAACUCGGGCUGUCAGCUGGUGGCCCUGAACUUCCAGACGCCAGGUUAUGAGAUGGACCUCAAUGCUGGGCGCUUCCUCAUCAACGGGCAGUGUGGCUACGUCCUGAAACCCGCCUGUCUGCGGCAGCCCGACACAACCUUUGACCCCGAGAGUCCUGGACCCCCCAGAACCACCCUCACCAUCCAGGUGCUGACUGCACAGCAGCUGCCUAAGCUGAACGCUGAGAAGCCAAACUCCAUCGUGGACCCGCUGGUGCGCAUUGAGAUCCACGGGGUGCCCGCCGACUGUGCUCGCAAGGAGACCAACUACGUGCUCAACAAUGGCUUCAACCCCCGCUGGGGGCAGACCCUGCAGUUCCAGUUGCGGGCUCCGGAGCUGGUGCUGGUGCGGUUCGUGGUAGAAGAUUAUGAUUCCACCUCCCCCAAUGACUUUGUGGGCCAGUUUACGCUGCCUUUCAACAGCCUGAAGCAAGGGUUCCGCCACAUCCACCUGCUUUCCAAGGAUGGGGCCUCAUUGUCACCAGCCACGCUCUUUGUCCACAUCUGUAUCCAGCGCUUCUGAGGACACGGCUGACCCACCUCAGGUUCCACAGGUGCCAGUAUGCAUUCUGUGGUGGAGGCCCUCUCCUCCCCUGGAGUGGAGGGGUGAUGGGAGAGCCACCCCCUCCAGCCUGCCCACUCAGCCUGCAAGCCAGGCUCUGGUCUCUACUGGGUGCUGAGGGCUGCCUCGGCCCCUCCUGAAGAAUAGGCAGUUGAUCUCCUCCCUAGGCCUUGAGAUGGCCCCAGCAACCUGGGGCCUCAGCCCACCCAUUGUCACGUCAUGGCUUGUGAAGAACCAGGCCUGUUGCUGCCAGGAGACUUGGGGAGCAGGACACGUGAGUCCUUAGCCACUCUCUGCUCCACAGUGGGGCCAUCCCAGCCUCCUUCCCGCAAGGAGUCCAGCCGGCCCCUUGCCCCUGUCUCCAGGCAUUAGCCACCCACUAAGACCAUCCUUCCCCCUCCAGGGUUUCCUGGGCUCCUCCCUCCAGCUCGUGAACCUGUGCUCCCUUCCCUUGUUAAAGCAAGCAGGGAGAGGGCGGCAGGGGUCCUGGGGAAACCCAGAAGUCGGUUUUAUAACUUGUGUCAUAGAAGACCCCUGGAGAGGACAGUAGAAAAAGACUAUUUUAAAAAUAAAGAAGCAAGUUUAUUUUA